CCUGGCACCCCGAGCACGGGCAGCGGAGCCCGGGCCAGAGCCAUGCAGCCCCCUGCGAGUGCGAGCGGCGGCUCCGGGCGCCGCCGGUAGACGAGCGCAGCCCCGGGCCUCUGCGCGCAACUCGGGGCGCGUCGGGAUGCCGCCCGCCGCCCUCCUGCUGCUGCUCCUCUCGGGAGGCGCCCUGGCGCACCCGGACCGGACUGUCCUCCCAAAUCCUGCCUGUGAGUCGCCCCCAGCAGUCCUCUCAGAAGUACAGGGCACCCUCCAGAGGCCCGUGGGCCGAGACAGCCGGGGCUUCUCUGCCAACUGCACGUGGCUCAUCCUGGGCAGCAAGGAACAGACUGUGACCAUCAGGUUCCAGAAACUGCACCUGGCCUGUGGCUCAGAGCGCUUAGUCCUACGUUCUCCUCUGCAGCCAUUCAUUUCUCUCUGUGAAGCACCCGCCAGCCCCCUGCAGCUGCCUGGAGGCAAUGUCACCAUCACCUACACCUAUGUAGGGGGAAGGGCCCCCAUGGGCCAGGGCUUUCUGCUCUCCUACAGCCAAGAUUGGCUGAUGUGCUUGCAGGAAGAGUUCCAGUGCCUGAACCACCGCUGUGUGCCCAUCACACAGCGCUGCGAUGGGCAGGAUGCCUGUGGCGAUGGUUCUGACGAGGCGGGUUGCACUUCCGACCCCUUUGCAGACCUGACCCCUGCUCCUGGCCCCACACCCCACUGCAACCACACUUUGGAAGACUUCUAUGGGGUCUUCUCCUCCCCUGGGUUCUCACACCUGCCCUUAACCUCCCACCCGCAGUCCUGCCUCUGGCUUCUGGACCCUCACGAUGGCCGGCGGCUAUCAGUGCGCUUCACGGCCCUGGAUCUGGGCUAUGGAGAUGCAGUACACGUGUAUGAUGGCCCUGGUCCACCCGAAACUCCCCGGCUACUCCGCAGCCUCACCCACUUCAGCAAUGGCAAGGCUGUCACUGUGGAGACUCUGUCUGGCCAGGCCAUCGUGGCCUACCACACAGCUGCCUGGAGCAGUGGCCGGGGCUUCAAUGCCACCUACCAUGUGAGAGGCUACUGCUUGCCUUGGGACCGGCCCUGUGGCUUGGGCUCAGGCCUAGGAGCUAGUGAAGGCCUCGGAGAGCGCUGCUAUAGUGAGGCACAGCGCUGCGAUGGCUCCUGGGACUGUGCCGACGGCACAGAUGAGGAGAACUGCCCUGGCUGCCCUUCUGGACACUACCCAUGUGGGGCUGCCGGGUCCCCCACGGCCACAGCCACAGCCUGCUACCUGCCUGCUGACCGCUGCAACUACCAAACUUUUUGUGUCGACGGCGCUGACGAGAAGCGCUGCCGCCACUGCCAGCCUGGCAACUUCCAGUGUCGUGAUGAGAAGUGCGUCUAUGAGACAUGGGUGUGCGAUGGGCAGCCAGACUGUGCCGAUGGCAGUGACGAGUGGGACUGCUCCUACACUCUGCCACGCAAGGUCAUCACCGCGGCUGUUAUUGGCAGCCUGGUGUGCAGCCUGCUUCUGGUCAUUGCCCUGGGCUGCACCUGCAAACUCUAUGCCAUCCGCACCCAGGAAUACAGCAUCUUUGCCCCCCUCUCACGGAUGGAGGCCGAGAUGGUACAGCAGCAGGCUCCCCCCUCCUAUGGGCAGCUCAUCGCACAGGGUGCCAUCCCACCUGUGGAGGACUUCCCCACAGAGAACCCCAGUGACAACUCAGUGCUGGGCAACCUGCGUUCUCUGCUGCAGAUUCUGCGCCAGGACAUGACCCCAGGGAGUGGCCCUGGGGCCAGGCGCCGGCAGCGGGGCCGCUCUGUGCGCCGUCUGCUGCGCCGACUCCGCCGCUGGGGCCUGCUUCCUCGGGCCAGCACUUCAGCCCGCACUCCUGAGACCAGGCCCCAUGCCACCCCUUCCACUGCAAUGCAGGAGGCACCUGAUGGGAGUCCUAGCCCUGCCCUCGAAAGUGGGGCGGUAGGGGGGCAGGAUGGGGGACAGGCACCCCCUCUGCCUGCCAAGACUCCCCUCCCAUCGUCCACUGCAUCCACAGCCCUCCCAACAGCUGCUGAGGCCCCAGGGCCAGUGUCCCUGGAGCCGUCCCUGCUUUCUGGAGUGGUGCAGGCACUGCGUGGCCGCCUCCUGCCUGGCCUGCGUCCGGUGGUGCCAGCCCGGACCCCAGCUGGACCUCAGCCACCCAAUCUGCCCACAGAGGAUGAGGAUGAUGUGCUGCUGGUGCCACUGGCUGAGCCCAGUGUCUGGGUGGUAGAGGUGGAAGAUGAGCCCCUGCUUGCUUAAAGGGUGCUGGCUCUGGGGAUGGGCAGCCUCCAGUCUCCCUUUCCUGGCCCCCAGCUUCCCUGCUUCUCCUCAGAAGGGACUCGGUGGCCUUCCCACCGACCCCAUCACUGCUGUAAGUGGAGUAUCUCUCCAGCCUGGGAGGGCUUCCCUGUCCCAACAUGUGCCUGUGACCGCUUCCACAGUCAGCUUCCCAGGGAUCCAGAGUUCUUCAAAGUCAAAGGCCUGGAUACUCCACCUUGCCAAGUCCCCACCUAAAUGUGGCCUUAAACACCAGGACCUCAAAGGGCUGAAGACCUUCAACUUCCACUGGGUAGAUUUGGGCAAGCCCUGUGUUCUGGCCAAUUGGUCACUUCUACAGGGCUUGGCACAGAGAAGAGCACAACAAACACUGUCCUAUAGCAGGGUCAUUGCCCAGGUUGACAAUAAAGGAAUCCGACAUGUAA
Messenger RNA from Suncus etruscus (white-toothed pygmy shrew), 2721 nucleotides. RefSeq names its product LDL receptor related protein 10 (gene LRP10). Lineage: Eukaryota; Metazoa; Chordata; Mammalia; Eulipotyphla; Soricidae. The transcript is spliced from 7 exons. Gene Ontology annotation, cellular component: plasma membrane. The record is from RefSeq and is a predicted model, not a curated record. The coding region runs from base 137 to 2278 and encodes 713 amino acids. Gene Ontology annotation, molecular function: protein binding.